This is a messenger RNA of Elgaria multicarinata webbii, 1284 nucleotides long. It is a transcript of the gene POLR3F, whose product is annotated as RNA polymerase III subunit F. Gene Ontology annotation, biological process: transcription by RNA polymerase III. The record is from RefSeq and is a predicted model, not a curated record. The coding region runs from base 33 to 965 and encodes 310 amino acids. Gene Ontology annotation, cellular component: RNA polymerase III complex. NCBI's taxonomy places the organism in Eukaryota, Metazoa, Chordata, Lepidosauria, Squamata, Anguidae. The transcript is spliced from 9 exons.
UCUCCGUCUGUUUGCCGUGUAGGUUUGUGGACAUGACGGAAGCGAAAGCUCCAGAGCCUCUGGAAAUCGAGAACCGGAUCAUUGACCUAUGCCAUCAGUUUCCCCAUGGCAUUACAGACCAGGUGAUUCAGAAUGACAUGCCCCACAUGGAACCUCACCAACGGGCUGUGGCCAUUAAUAGGCUGCUCUCUAUGGGACAACUGGAUCUUCUGAGGAGCAGCACUGGCCUCCUCUAUAGAAUCAAGGAAUCUCAGAAUGUUGGUAAAAUGAAAGGAUCUGACAAUCAAGAGAAACUGGUAUAUCAGAUUAUCGAGGAUGCAGGAAACAAAGGCAUUUGGAGUAGAGAUAUUAGGUAUAAAAGCAAUCUUCCCUUAACGGAGAUCAACAAGAUCCUGAAGAACUUGGAAAGCAAGAAACUCAUUAAAGCUGUGAAGUCUGUAGCAGCUUCCAAGAAGAAAGUGUAUAUGUUAUACAACCUCCAGCCCGAUCGUUCUGUGACAGGAGGAGCUUGGUAUAGUGACCAAGACUUCGAAUCUGAAUUUGUAGAGGUGCUAAACCAACAAUGUUUUAAGUUCCUACAGACUAAGGCUGAAGCAGCUCGAGAAAGCAAACAGAACCCCAUGAUACAGAGAAACAGCUCAUUUGCAUCAUCUCAUGAGGUGUGGAAAUACAUCAGUGAGUUAGGCAUCAGUAAGGUGGAAUUGUCAAUGGAGGAUAUUGAAACCAUUCUAAAUACAUUGAUAUAUGAUGGAAAGGUGGAAAUGACUGUCAUCGUUGCAAAAGAAGCAACAGCCGGCAGUGUGGAUGGACAUAUGAAACUAUACAGGGCCAUCAGUCCAAUAAUACAGCCUACUGGUUUAGUUCGGUCACCUUGUGGGCUCUGUCCAGUGUUUGAUGACUGCCAUGACGGUGGCGAAAUAUCUCCAUCGAACUGUAUUUAUAUGAUGGAAUGGCUAGAAUAUUAGCAGUCAAAUGAAAGGCAUCUGCUGUGAGAACUCCUUGCAACCAAGUUGAUGAACCAACUGAAUUUCUAUUUAUGGAGCCUCUUUUCUUUGGAAGGAUUGCCAAGGCAUGGAGUUGAAUAUUUUUUUUAAAAAAUGCUGAAUAUCUUUCCAAGGAGCACCCAAGGGACCAAGCUACAGAAUUAAGGUUGUAAAAGUAUUUCCUGUAUAAGACAAGUACAGGUACAGUCUAGCAGGGCCCUGUAUAGCUUUUAAUGUUAGGUUUUAACCAUUUGACAGAAUACAUUUGCUGUGCUAAAAAAAAUAAAACUAUUGCUAUUGA